Molecule: messenger RNA, 1477 nt
Organism: Phlebotomus papatasi
Lineage: Eukaryota; Metazoa; Arthropoda; Insecta; Diptera; Psychodidae
Product: tektin-2
Exons: 2
Coding region: 105-1403 (432 amino acids)
Biological process (GO): cilium assembly; cilium movement involved in cell motility
Cellular component (GO): microtubule cytoskeleton; nucleus
Source: RefSeq, a predicted model, not a curated record
UAUUGAUUAAACAAAAUGUUAGAAAAAUUAAUAAAUUCCGAGUUUGAUCGAUGUGGAAGGAUUUUUUUAGAGAAUUCUGGGAUUCUUAGAGGAUUUUUUAGGGAAUGGCGUCGAAAAGUGUGGUGAUUUCGGAGAAACCUGUGAAGCAUAUUGGAUUGAGUGACUGGCAGGCCAGGCUCAAUGAGUCCAGGGCUGUGGCCACGGCUAGGAGGAACGAUGCCUUUGAAGUUCGCUAUGCAGCCAGGAAUCUCAGGAAUGAGACAGAUAUCCAGGCCAAGUGGGAUUGCUAUCACAAUACCAAGCGUCUGGAAGACAGGGUAGUAGAAGUGAAUCAGUGGCGAGAGAGUCUGGAGGAGUGUCUCAGUCGGGUGAUUCGUGAAAUUGAGAUUCUAAAAGCGGAAAAGGCUCAAACUGAACGAGAACUCGAAGCUCUGGCCACGCCUCUAAUUGUAGUCUCUGAGUGUCUCUCCACUCGGGAUUCCCGUCGAGAGAUCGAAAUGACCUACGAUGAGGCAGAGAAGGAACUGAAGCUGGAACUGGCUCUGGUGGAGAAGAAUCAAAUUAUGCUGAGGGAUCAGUGUCAGGCUGCCUGGGAGAAGCUAAAUGCCCUCGAAGAUGUAAGAUUUCAGCUGAAUCUUGAGAUUUGCAACAAGAAGGAAGCCGAAGUUAUUGAUACUGAACAAAUGAAUCUCAAUAAAUUCUCCUCGAAUACCACUUUCAAGAGCAAUCCCCAGAGGAUUCCUAAAGAGUCGUGCACGCAUGAGGGAUGGUUGUCCAAUACGAAGAAUGUGAAAAAUCUGGCUGAGAAUGAGUUGAAAGACACGUACGCCCUGAGGGAAUCUCUAUUUGUCUGCCGGGAGAAGACAAGGAAUGAAUUGCACGCUCACCAAGAUCAAGUGGAUCAUACAAUUCGCAAGAGGAUUUUUGAGACCCAAAGGGCACGCAAUGAGCUCAAGUGGCAGGUGUUAAAGACAGAAGAGGAGAUGAAUCAGUGUCUGGCAGAGAUUGAAGCCCUGGAAAAAGCCAUUGAGGACAAGAAGGAAGUACUGAAGUUGGCAGAAAGUCGACAGGAAAAUCGUUUUGCGAGAUCUGGGUUCGAAUUGUGCCGAGAUGAUCCAUUUCAUGGGCUCUGUGAUGAGAUCACCCAACUCAGAGACACCCUAAAUACCCUCACGAGUCAGCUGAAUGUGACAAAAGGGAACUACAGUGUUCUGGAGGAUCAGCAUUGUCGCUUGACUAGGGAUCUUGAGAACAAAGAGCAUUCUCUGAUGGUUGAGGUAAGGACUCUCGAUCAACGGGAGCGAUUGAAAAGUUGGCAAGGGAAGGAGUGCAAAUCUCAGACUGGGAGGAAUAUUCAGCUGACCAGAAUGGAGCAGGAAAUCCCCCGAAGCAGCUACUCCUAAAACCGUUAAAUCUGGAAUUUGAAAUAUCCCUUCGUCAAGUCGAAUCGAAAUAAAUUUUCGAACAUGUCGAUAAA